CAGCCGCAGUUGACGCUGCUUCGCGUUAGCCGGUGGAGGUCAGAGAAGAGAAACUUGGAUCAGGAAAAAAUGUCGGCUGCUAGUUUCACGUCCUUGAGCCGCUGUGGGGCUUUGGCUUUCCGCUCUCCUGCCGGACUGCUGGCGGUGCGGUAUGCCCAGACAGCAGCAGCUCCAGCUGUUCAGCCCAGGAUAAAGAAGUUCCAGGUGUACAGAUGGGAUCCAGACACACCUGGAGACAAACCCCGCAUGCAGACGUAUGAGAUCGACCUCAACAGUUGCGGCCCGAUGGUUCUCGACGCUCUGAUCAAGAUAAAAAACGAGAUGGAUCCGACGCUGACCUUCCGCCGCUCCUGCAGAGAAGGAAUUUGUGGAUCCUGUGCGAUGAACAUAAACGGAGGAAACACGCUCGCCUGUCUCAACAAGAUCGACACCAACCUCAGCAAGCCCAGCAAGAUUUACCCACUUCCACACAUGUAUGUGGUCAAGGACCUGGUACCUGACAUGAGUAACUUCUACGCUCAGUACAAGUCCAUCGAGCCGUACCUUAAGAAGAAGGACGACUCAAAGGAAGGGAAGGAGCAGUACCUGCAGUCUGUGGAGGACAGACAGAAGCUGGACGGGCUGUAUGAAUGCAUUCUGUGCGCCUGCUGCAGCACGAGCUGCCCGAGCUACUGGUGGAACGGAGACAAGUACCUGGGGCCGGCUGUGCUCAUGCAGGCGUACCGCUGGAUGAUCGACUCGCGAGACGAAUUCACAGAGGAGCGUCUGUCCAAGCUGCAGGAUCCCUUCUCGCUCUAUCGCUGCCACACCAUCAUGAACUGCACCAAGACCUGCCCGAAGGGCCUGAACCCAGGAAAAGCAAUCGCUGAGAUCAAGAAGAUGAUGGCCACAUACAAGGAGAAGAAGGCAGUGGCUGUUUGAAACUUCAGCUCUCCUUUUCUACAUCUUGAUUAUUAAAUUAUUGAUUCUAAAACGCUCUUUGAGGUUCGACGAGCCUGAACAUCGGUCAUCUCCGCCUGUCUGGCUGGAGGACUUGGUGUUACACAGACGCACAAGUACGGUAUGAAUGCUGGAGAGAAUGGGUGUCUGAGUCCUAGCAGAUGAUUUUAUCUCCAACCCUACUGUGUGGAUGUUUGUGUACGUGGGAGACAUUUUGCUUCACAUUAAAGUGGGAGAACCAAGGCUUUUUCUUAUGUCUAACCAAACUCCUCCGUUUUUUGGGCUUUCAGUUUUGCACUCGUGUGAAGGCAUACAGUUGUUCCCUCCUAACCAACAGCACUCUUUGUUUCUGAUGGAAAAUAAAUAGUUUCAGUGGCAGCAA
Messenger RNA from Fundulus heteroclitus (mummichog), 1321 nucleotides. RefSeq names its product succinate dehydrogenase complex, subunit B, iron sulfur (Ip) (gene sdhb). The transcript is spliced from 8 exons. The record is from RefSeq and is a predicted model, not a curated record. Lineage: Eukaryota; Metazoa; Chordata; Actinopteri; Cyprinodontiformes; Fundulidae. Gene Ontology annotation, cellular component: mitochondrial membrane. Gene Ontology annotation, biological process: respiratory electron transport chain; aerobic respiration; tricarboxylic acid cycle. The coding region runs from base 70 to 921 and encodes 283 amino acids. Gene Ontology annotation, molecular function: electron transfer activity; 2 iron, 2 sulfur cluster binding.